AUGGCGGUGCUCGCGGGCCUCAAGCACGCCGCGCCCGUCAUGGUCCCGCGCCGCCGCGGCGGCAGCAUCAUCUGCACGGCCAGCACAGCGGGCGUGGUCGGCGGCGUGGCGAUGCCCCCCUACAGCGUCUCCAAGGCGGCGGUGCUCGGGAUCGUGCGCGCCGCGGCGGGGGAGCUGGCCCGCCCCGGCGUGCGCGUGAACGCCGUCUCGCCCAACUUCAUCCCGACGCCGCUGGUGAUGGACGCCAUGGCCGUGUGGUUUCCCGGGAGGAGCGACGAGGAGCGCCAGCGCAUCGUGAGGAACAUGAACGAGAUGGAUGACCCCGGUGCUGGAGGUGCAGGACGUGGCCAGGGCGGCAUUGUUCCUGGCGUCUGA
Molecule: messenger RNA, 375 nt
Organism: Miscanthus lutarioriparius
Lineage: Eukaryota; Viridiplantae; Streptophyta; Magnoliopsida; Poales; Poaceae
Source: the annotation of a GenBank genome assembly